AUGGUGACCGACGCGAAUACGAAGGAACGACUAUUUAUCGAUUCGCCAGGCUAGGAGAAUUUAGCCGAGGCAAGGUAAUGGAGUACUGCCCGAGGCAAUGAGCGUUUCAUCAAAUCCCUCCCUCUCUUUCACUGCUCUCCCAUUUUUUGGACAACCACUUGCGCUCUCCAUUCGUUUGCAUCACGUCCUACGAUGCACUCUCUCUACAAGUUCUGUCUAUCAAUACUUCCCUUAACCAUUCGGGUUGGUGCUCGUUAUCACGCGCCCUCCCCUUACAGUCGUACUACUGCUAAGACCUACAGCAUUAAAGACUUUUAUUCAGGGGAGGACUUCUUCAAUGGUGGGAAUGUCAUCUUCCAAAGCAAGUCAGAUGCACAGGAUAAGGGGCUUGCGUAUGUCAAUAGCACCUCCGACAACGACAACGACAAUGACAACGACAACGACAAUGAUAACGACAACGGCAGUGACACGAACAUCUAUUCUUCCUCUUCCUCUUCCUCCUCCUCCUUGACGGUCUUUGCAAUUGAUUCAACUAGUACGGUUGCUGCCGGCGGCUCGCGUGACGCUGUUCGUAUCACAUCUCAGAAGAGCUACACUGGCGGUCUCUUUGUCAUGGACGCCUCCAAAAUGCCCGUCGGCUGUUCUACGUGGCCUAGUUUCUGGACCGUUGGUCCAGACUGGCCCUAUGGGGGUGAAAUCGACAUUGUCGAGGGUAUCAAUGACCAGACGAAAAAUCAGAUGACCCUUCAUAGUGGCACGAGUAACGCAUGCACCAUCGAUACGGAUGAUUCGGAUGAGUAUACGGGCACUGUCCUGGCAAGCAACUGUUACAGUACCGAGAGCUCGGACGCAGGCUGCAGCAUCAUGGACCCCGACACAACGUCUUUUGCGUAUGGCUUCAAUAAUGCAGGGGGCGGCGUCUUUGCGCUUCUGUGGGACAACUCCACUGGGAUGUCAAUGUGGCAUUUUGCUCGCUCUGACAUCCCUUCGGAUCUCACUGACCAAGCACCCACGCCUUCCACAUGGGGCACCCCGUCUGGUUUCUGGUCUGCAAAAACCUGCGACAUAACAGACAACUUCUACGACCAUCAAAUGGUCAUUGACACAACUAUCUGCGGCAACUGGGCAGGUGGUGCUUACUCCCAGUCUGGGUGCUCAGGAAAGUGCACGGAUAUGGUCGCCGAUGCUUCUAACUACGUCGAUGCUUACUGGGCCAUCAACUACGUCGCCGUCUUCCAGUAAACACCCUGCGGCAAUCCUUCAUUUCCCCCUACUCUGUUACUCCAGAGCGUCAUUUGCGUCAAUCAUUCCUUUUCUUUCUAUUGGUGGUAU
Suillus clintonianus is the source of this 1332-nucleotide messenger RNA. RefSeq names its product glycoside hydrolase family 16 protein. Gene Ontology annotation, biological process: glucan catabolic process. The record is from RefSeq and is a predicted model, not a curated record. The coding region runs from base 193 to 1242 and encodes 349 amino acids. The transcript has 6 exons. Lineage: Eukaryota; Fungi; Basidiomycota; Agaricomycetes; Boletales; Suillaceae. Gene Ontology annotation, molecular function: hydrolase activity, hydrolyzing O-glycosyl compounds.